This is a messenger RNA of Salvelinus namaycush (lake trout), 5626 nucleotides long. Its product is annotated as rho-associated protein kinase 2-like. Gene Ontology annotation, biological process: regulation of cell junction assembly; Rho protein signal transduction; peptidyl-threonine phosphorylation. The transcript has 33 exons. Bases 469 to 4764 code for a protein of 1431 amino acids. Gene Ontology annotation, cellular component: cytoplasm; cytoskeleton. Gene Ontology annotation, molecular function: ATP binding; small GTPase binding; Rho-dependent protein serine/threonine kinase activity. The record is from RefSeq and is a predicted model, not a curated record. Lineage: Eukaryota; Metazoa; Chordata; Actinopteri; Salmoniformes; Salmonidae.
UGUUCAGAGGACUAAAUGUAUGUGACUGGUGAAGACACCGAAUAUAAGUUAUUGGUGAACCUGUUUCAAUGAAGAAACUUGAUAUUUACAGCGACAAAAUACAAGAGUAAUGCUAGCGGAGUUUAGGAGCUUGAGACUCCACGAUUUGGAACAGCGCGCCUAACCUGGGAUCUGGAUGAGUCCGUGUUAAGUGGGAGAUUCUGUCGGCAUUUGAGUAGGAAGACGCUCUUUAAUGUCGAAUAGUAUGCAGCGAAAACUCUGGCAAUAAAUUAUUAACCAAUUUAUACCGUCAAAACAACGCUUGUUCCGCGGAGUUAUCAGUUUAUCGUUCAGCCAACCAGCAGCAAAAUAGCGAGCGCUGCCCUACGGUGUUAAAGGGACACCGCAGGUAUUGACCAAGUUGUUGUCGUGAUAUUUAAGGUUACCGUCACAUGCCAUUGUCGGACCUGGAUUGACUAAAUUGCCAUCAUGUCGUCCGGAGCGGAGAAGAGGCUGGACACCCGGCUGAAAAAGUUGGAAUCGCUGAUCAGAGACCCGAAGUCGGCGUUAAAUUUGGAGAGUUUACUGGAUUCCAUGAAUGCCUUGGCCCUGGAUUUGGACUACCCGGCGCUACGGAAAAACAAAAACAUAGACGCCUUCUUAAACAGAUAUGAGAAGGCCAUGGUUAAGAUGCGGGACCUGCAGUUGAAACUGGAGGACUUUGACAAGGUCAAGAUGAUCGGCAGAGGAGCCUAUGGAGAGGUGCAACUGGUCCGUCACAAGGCGUCUCAGAAGGUGUACGCCAUGAAACAGCUGAGCAAGUUUGAGAUGAUCAAACGCUCUGACUCCGCCUUCUUCUGGGAGGAGAGAGACAUCAUGGCCUUCUCCAACAGUCCCUGGGUCGUCCAGCUGUGCUGUGCUUUCCAAGAUGACCUCCACCUCUACAUGGUGAUGGAGUAUAUGCCUGGUGGAGAUCUGGUCACCCUGACCAUGAACUACGACAUGCCAGAGAAGUGGGUCCGUUUCUACACUGCCGAGGUGGUGCUGGCUCUAGAUGCAAUCCACUAUAUGGGUUUCAUCCACCGCGAUGUGAAACCGGACAACAUACUACUGGACCAAAAUGGCCACCUCAAGCUGGCUGACUUUGGCACCUGCAUGAAGAUGGACUCUACAGGCAUGGUCCACUGUGAAACAGCGGUGGGGACUCCGGACUACAUCUCUCCUGAGGUGCUCAAGUCCCAGGGGGGGGACGGCUACUACGGCCGCGAGUGUGACUGGUGGUCCGUGGGGGUGUUCAUCUUUGAGAUGCUGGUCGGCGACACCCCAUUUUAUGCCGAGUCACUAGUAGGAACAUAUGGGAAAAUCAUGGAUCACAAGAAUAACCUCAACUUCCCUGAUGAUGUGCAGAUGUCCAAUGAUGCCAAGGACCUCAUCUGUGCCUUCCUGUCUGACAGGGAGGUGCGUCUGGGGAGGAACGGCGUGGAGGAGAUCAAGAGACACCCCUUCUUCACGAACGACCAGUGGACCUUCGACACUAUCCGAGAGACCGUGGCCCCAGUAGUGCCGGAGUUGAGCAGUGACAUAGACACCAGUAACUUUGACGAGAUCGAGGAUGAAAAAGGUGACGUGGAGACCUUUCCCACACCAAAGGCCUUUGUGGGCAACCAGCUGCCAUUUGUGGGUUUCACCUACUUCAAGGAAGACCAAUUGCUAAGCGGUGUGAAUAAAGUGAUCUCUGUGGAGGACUGUGUGGAUAGCUGUGAGGAAAAACAGGACGGCAUCAAAGGAGAGUCAGAUCAGUUGCAGAAGAAGCUCCAUUGUCUUGAGGAGCAGCUCAACCAUGAGAUGCAGGCCAAAGACCACCUGGAAAACAAAUACAAGACUACAACUAGUCAUCUAGAGAAGCUGGUUAAAGAACUGGAGGAAGAGAUGAGCAGCAGGCAGAGAGUGGAGUCUUCUCUGAGGCAGCUGGAGAGAGAGAGGGCCCUGCUGCAGUACCAGAGUGCAGAGAACCUCCGCAAAGUGGAGCUGGAGGCGGACAGGAAACGCAGCCUGGAGAACGACCUGAACAGCCUGCGGGACCAGCUGGAAGAGCUGAAGAGGAGAAACCAGACCUCUCAGAUGUCCAGGGACAAGAACAUCCACCUGCAGAGACAGCUGGAUGAGGCGACAGCGGUGCUGGCAGAGGAGCAGGAGGCGGCGGGGCGUCUGCGGAGGAGCCAGGUGGAGGCCCAGAAGCAUGCCCAGGCCCUGGAGCUCAGCCUCAGGGAGCUGGUGGACAAGUGCACCCAGCUGGAGAACGCCAAGAUGGGCCUGGAGCAGCAGCUGAUGGGCCUUCAGGCCGACCUGGAGGCCGAGAGGAGGGACCACAGUCUGGGGACAGAGACUAUAGUUGACCUGCAGGGCCAUAUCCGGGGCCUGGAGGAGGAGGGGAAGCAGGUGAAGGGUUCUCUCUCUGGAACACAGGCAGAGAAGAGGCAGCUGCAGCAGAGACUCACUGACAUGGAGAAGGAGAAGAACAACCAGGAGAUUGACCUGACGUUCAAGCUCAAGUCGUUGCAACAGAGUUUUGACAUAGAGGAGGCCGAGCACAAGGCCACCAAGACACGCCUUGCUGACAAGAACCAGGUCUAUAAGUCCAUUGAGGAGGCCAAGUCUGAGGCCCUGAAAGGGAUGGAGCGGACGCUGCAGGAGGAGCGUAGCGCCAAGCUGCAGCUGGAGUCCAGACUGCUGCAGCUGGAGAAGGAACACUCCAUGCUGGACUGUGACUACAAGCAGGCCCAACACAAAGUGGAUGAGCUGAACACGCACAAGGACAAACUCGCCGAGGAGGUGAAGAACCUGAGCCUGGGCAUGGAGCAGGAGGAGCAGAAGCGCAGGCUGAGCAAGAACGACCUGAAGGCCCAGACCCAGCAGGUGACCGCCCUGCGCUCCUCAGAGAAGCAGCUGAAGCAGGAGCUCAACCACCUGCUAGACAUGAAGCAGAACCUGGAGAAACAGUACCAGGAGCUACGCAGGGAGAGACAGGAGGCUGAAGGACAGCUGAAGGAGUUGAAGGACCAGCUGGAGGCGGAGCAGUAUUUCACGACCCUGUACAAGACCCAGAACCGGGAGCUGAAGGAGGAGUGUGAUGAGAGGAACAAGCUGUAUAAGGACAUUCAGCAGAGACUGGAGGAGUACCAGGAGGAGAGGGAUUCCCUGGCGGCCCAGCUGGAAGUGAGCCUGACCAAGGCGGACUCGGAGCAGCUGGCGCGCUCCAUCGCCGAAGAGCAGUACUCUGAUCUGGAGAAGGAGAAGAUCAUGAAGGAGCUGGAGGUGAAGGACAUGACGGCCAGACACAGGCAGGAGCUAGGAGACAAGGAGGCUACCAUCGGCUCGCUGGAGGAGUCCAACCGCACCCUGACAGUGGACGUGGCCAACCUGGCCAAUGAGAAGGAGGAGCUUAAUAACCAACUGAAGGAGAUGCAGCAACAGCUGCAGAAGGCCAGAGAGGAGGAGAGACAGAUGAACUGUGUGAAGAUGUCCUUCGAGAAGCAGCUGCAGACAGAGAGAACGCUCAAGAUUCAGGCGAUCAACAAGCUGGCCGAGAUCAUGAACCGCAGGGAGACGUUGCGUACGGGUCACAACCGCGACGACACGCUGGACGUGCGCAGGAAGGAGAAGGAGAACAGGAAGCUGCAGCUGGAGCUGAGGUCAGAGAAGGAGAAACUCAACUCCACCAUCAUCAAGUACCAGAAAGAGAUCAACGACAUGCAGGCGGUGAUAUCGGACGAGAGCCAGGUGCACAUCGAGCUGCAGAUGGCCUUGGACAGUAAGGACAGUGACAUCGAGCAGCUGCGCUGUCAGCUGACCUCUCUGAGCGUCACCUCCAUGGACUCCACCAGUAUCAGCAGUGGUAACGACCUGGACAUGGACGACAGCGGUUACCCAGAUACCAGGCUGGAGGGCUGGCUGUCACUUCCUGCCAAGAAUACCAAGAGGUUUGGAUGGGAUAGAAAGUAUGUGGUAGUGAGCAGUAAGAAGAUUCUGUUCUACAACAGUGAGAUGGACCGAGAGCAGUCCAACCCCUUCAUGAUCCUAGACAUCGAUAAGCUGUUCCACAUCCGACCGGUCACUCAGACAGACGUGUACCGCGCUGACAUCAAAGAAAUCCCCCGGAUAUUCCAGAUUCUGUACGCCAACGAGGGCGAGAGCAAGCGGGAGCAAGAGUUUGCGGCGGAUCCCCUGACGCUGACAGGCGAGCGCUCGUCCUUCGUCAGGCACAAGGGUCACGAGUUCAUUCCCACGUUCUACCACCUGCCGUCGAGCUGCGAGGCGUGCACGCGGCCCCUGUGGAACGUGUUCAAGCCGCCGCCCGCGCUGGAGUGCCGCCGCUGCCACACCAAAUGCCACAAGGACCACCUAGACCGGAAGGAGGAGGUCAUCGCCCCCUGCAGGGUAAACUAUGACAUGUCCACGGCCAAAGACCUGCUCCUAUUGGCCGGCUCUCAGACAGAGCAGAAGAGAUGGGUCAGCCAGCUAAUCAAACGCAUCCCCCGGAAACACCCCACCCCUAGCCCCGCCCCCACUGCAGCCUCCGCUGCCCAAGCCCCCGAGCCACCCUCUCGCUCCUCCCCACAAGCCUCCCCACAAGCCUCCCCCCGCAAUAUCCCACAACGCUCCCCCCCCCGCAACUCCCCUAGCCUUUCCUACCGUGGAGCCAUCAAGGUCCAGCCCAGCCGCCAGAAGACUCAGCUUGAAGGGAAGCCCAGUGCUGGCCCCAUGCUCAGAAUCAUCCUCCACUGACACUUGACUCCUCACCUUUGACCCUCCAUCAUACUAGUGCUAAUCACUCUGCUAGACUUUUACCUCUAUGAUACAAAGAUGUGCUGAAUCCUCUCACAUCAUGUGGACUUUGACUGGAGCCUGAACACAGUGGAACCUAUACAUCUACUUUGCCUUUUCAGAGACAAAGGCAGUGUCUCAAAUGGGGCCCUAUUCCCUACAUAGUGCACAACUUUUGACCAGGGCCCAUAUGGUUCUGGUCAAAAGUAGUUGCACUAUAUAGGGAAUAAGGUGUCAUUUUGGAUGCAACCAAAGACUGCAAAACGCCAGAUAUUUUAGGAAAGAGGGUCAGGUUAACGUUGCAUUCAUGUAAGGACUGCAGUCGGACUUGCAUAUGUCUCAGUAAACCAAAUGGUUUCACCUUCUGCCUUCUACAGUAUAGCCUGGUCCUAGCCUUCUACAGUAUAGCCUGGUCCUAGAUCCGUUUGUGCUGUCUUGCCAACUCCAUUGCUGUGCUGUUGUCAUGCCAAUGGCAAGACGGCACAAACAGAUCUGGCACCAGGCUUCAUACACUGCAUGUCACAGCAAGUUUGAACAAUUCCAUGAUUUCAUGGAUCGAGAAAAUGAAAUACUUUGCAGGUCGCUCUAAAACUGCCUUAUUUUAUAAAUGUCAUGAUGAAAUACAUACAGACCUAGCCAUAUAUUUGCCUGUGUCUUUACAUGCCUGGGUGAUCCUCAUAAGCUAUAUAAUUAGAUGGGUCUGUAUUAGGUAUGUGUGUAUAUAGGAAUACGUGUUCUGUCAGUGUAUUAUUGCCACAAAGAUACAGUACCAGUCAAAAGUUUGGACACCUACUUAUUCAAGGGUUUUAAUUUAUUUUUACUA